AUGAACUUAAACCAACUAGAACAAGUAGCUAGUGUUGGUUCUCAGCUGAAACUAGCUAGUGUUCAACUUCAAUGUUCAUCUCUUGAUUUGGAACUGGUUAUGAGAAAGUUGCUCAUUUUACAUUACAGGAAUAUUGAUGACGUGGACCAGACAAUGGAUGAGAUCAACGAGCAGACCGAUAAUUUAAGACAGAUACAAGAGGCACUAGCUUCUCCUAUUGGUGGUGCAGCUGAUUUUGACGAGGAUGAAUUGGAAGUCGAGCUUGAAGAACUUGAAGGAGCUGAGUUGGAAGAACAACUUCUGCAGCCAGCUAUCACUGCCCCUAUAGCACCAAUUAAGGCCAUCCGAACUUAA
Molecule: messenger RNA, 354 nt
Organism: Spinacia oleracea (spinach)
Lineage: Eukaryota; Viridiplantae; Streptophyta; Magnoliopsida; Caryophyllales; Amaranthaceae
Product: vacuolar protein sorting-associated protein 32 homolog 2-like
Exons: 2
Coding region: 1-354 (117 amino acids)
Biological process (GO): vesicle budding from membrane; late endosome to vacuole transport via multivesicular body sorting pathway
Cellular component (GO): cytoplasmic side of plasma membrane; ESCRT III complex; multivesicular body
Source: RefSeq, a predicted model, not a curated record